CAUUAGUGCUGUGCUCAUGCGGAGUUGUGCAUGAUUCCGAGUACUUCCGCAACAUUCUGCAUGAUAACAGUCACUGCACGCGUCGAUCGCCACACUGCCGCCUUCGCAUCAGUUCUUUGUGAACCGCCAUGACACAGACGACAGCCCGCCGAGUGACGUCAACCCUCCUGUCUGCACUCUAUGUGUUUGCGGGAGCCGUGAAACUGUAUCCUAUCAUAGGCAGCGUCUAUCAAGAAAUGAGACAAGAGUUCGUCAAGUUCGCCAACGUGUUCCCGGCCAAUAUCGUGGGACCGCGUCUUGACCCAGCGACCUACAUGUUCUUCGUUGGUGUAUUGGAAGUCAGCCUCGGUCUGGGUAUGAUGCUUGGAACAGGGAAGGUCAAGGUUGUAAGUACUGGCGGCUUGAUGGUGGUCAUGGUGGGAGCAACAAUUUCUCAGUUCAAUAUCGGGAUGUACGCUAAGGCCCUGUUCCCGGCUGGUUUGUGUCUUGCCCUGGGGUAUGUCCUGAACAGCGACUGGAGGGAUGAACAGAAGAAGAGACAGUGAAAGUAACUUACGUCUGGUUAACAUACAUACUGUAUGUCAUUGGCAGACAGUCAUGAUGGUUCAGUUCAAAGUGGUGCUGUUUUCCAAGGUGGUGAUCCACAAUGGUUGUACAACAGGGUUUUACUAAUGAAAUUUUUAUGGAAGUUUUUGUCGGAUGUGGUCGAAUGUUGGGAAAAUGUUCUUUUGUGAGAGUGAACAAACUACUCACAAUU
Messenger RNA from Haliotis rubra (blacklip abalone), 757 nucleotides. RefSeq names its product transmembrane protein 35B-like. Lineage: Eukaryota; Metazoa; Mollusca; Gastropoda; Lepetellida; Haliotidae. The record is from RefSeq and is a predicted model, not a curated record. The coding region runs from base 129 to 545 and encodes 138 amino acids. The transcript is spliced from 3 exons.